This is a messenger RNA of Cyprinus carpio (common carp), 4150 nucleotides long. Its product is annotated as integrin alpha-11-like. The record is from RefSeq and is a predicted model, not a curated record. Gene Ontology annotation, cellular component: external side of plasma membrane; integrin complex. Lineage: Eukaryota; Metazoa; Chordata; Actinopteri; Cypriniformes; Cyprinidae. The transcript has 30 exons. Gene Ontology annotation, biological process: cell-matrix adhesion; cell-cell adhesion; integrin-mediated signaling pathway. Gene Ontology annotation, molecular function: integrin binding. The coding region runs from base 394 to 4017 and encodes 1207 amino acids.
UUUGCCGUAGAGGUGAUGUACAGUGAUCCCCAAAACCUGGAUUUCCAGAUUCAUCACAAAAAGCAUUUUCACAAGCAAUGCAUGAGCUCAUAACAGGAUGACCCAAAUCAGGCAUAGAUGGAUAGACAGAUGAAGAGACAGAAGUAGGGAGGGAGGAAGUGAGAGAGAAAGAAAAAGAGAGAAGAUCUGUCUGUUGGCUGAAUGAGCACCUCCUUUUAGUUUGGCCACAGUCCCCUCCUCCUUGCCUCAGAUAUAGAGUGUUUUUAGGAGCAGCAGAGUGAAUCAGAGCCGGGUGUACAGGAGAGCGCACUGUCAGGAUAUUCCAUCCUUACGCACGCGCACACACGCAUACACUAACACACACUCUCUCACGUCUCCCUCACGCACACGCACAUGGAGUACUAUUGGACCCACCUACUCUGGAUUCUCUGGAGCGUGAUGCCAGGGUUCCAUGUCUGUUUUAACAUUGACACCAGAAAUCACAGGAUCAUAAAAGGCCCCAGGCAGACACAGUUUGGCUACACUGUGCAACAACACAUGGCUGGAGGACAGAAAUGGUUACUGGUAGGAGCCCCACUGGAAACAAAUGGACAGCAUCAGACAGGAGAUGUGUACAAAUGUCCCUUAAGCAGAAGAUCUGGAGGACCCAGCUGCACCAAACUCAAUCUUGGAAGGAUAUCGUUGACAAAUGUCUCUGAGCGAAAGGAUAAGAUGAGACUUGGAAUGACCCUUUCGUCAAAUCCUAAAGACAACAGCUUUGUGGCGUGUGGUCCCCUUUGGUCGUACGAAUGUGGCAGCUCAUACUACAGCACUGGAAUUUGCUCCAGAGUCAACGCCAGCUUUAAAUUUUCCCGAACUAUCGCUCCUGCUUUCCAAAGGUGUGAGACAUACAUGGACAUAGUGAUAGUCCUAGACGGUUCAAAUUCAAUCUACCCCUGGAACGAAGUUCAAGACUUCCUUAUCAACAUCCUUCGGAAAUUCUAUGUUGGACCAGGACAGAUUCAGGUUGGAGUACUGCAGUAUGGAGAAAAGGUGGUGUCCGAGUUUCAACUGAAUGACUUUCGCUCUGUGGAGGAUGUGGUCAAGGCAGCCCGUAAGAUAGACCAGCGAGGAGGAGAAGAGACCAACACUGCGCUGGGAAUCAAUGUUGCACGCUCAGAGGCCUUUAAACAGGGAGGCAGAAGAGGAGCAAAGAAGGUCAUGAUCGUCAUUACAGAUGGAGAAUCACAUGACAGCGCUGACCUGCAGCAGGUCAUUGAGGACAGUGAGAAGGACGGCAUCACCCGAUAUGCCAUUGCUGUACUGGGCUACUACAACCGCAGAGGCAUCAACCCUGAAGCUUUCCUCAAUGAGAUCAAAUACAUCGCUAGUGACCCUGAUGAUAAGCAUUUCUUUAAUGUGACAGACGAAGCAGCUUUGAAGGACAUUGUGGACGCUCUCGGAGAGAGGAUCUUCAGUUUAGAGGGGACUAGCAAGAAUGGGACAGCAUUUGGUCUCCAGAUGUCUCAAGCUGGCUUCUCCACACACAUAGUGGAGGAUGGUAUUUUAGUGGGAGCAGUGGGAGCUUAUGAUUGGAAUGGGGCUGUGCUGAAGGAGACUCGUCAGGGUAAAGUGGUCCCACCAAAGUCUUCUUAUGAACAAGAGUUCCCAGAAGAACUAAAGAACCAUGGAGCGUACCUGGGUUACACAGUGACAUCAGUGGUAUCAGCUCGCAGUGGCCAGUUAUAUGUUGCAGGAGCUCCUCGGUUUAACCACACGGGCAAAGUCAUCAUCUUCACCCUGAAAAAUACUGGAGAGCUCACUAUAUUACACUCACUCAAGGGACAGCAGAUUGGGUCAUACUAUGGCAGUGAGAUUGCUCCAGUGGAUCUGGAUGAUGAUGGAGUGACUGAUAACCUGCUGGUGGCUGCGCCAAUGUUCUUCAGUGGAGGCUGGGAAAAGGGCAAAGUCUACAUCUACAGAGUCACAGAGCAGCCUCGUUUCAUACUGGAGGGCUCGCUGGAGAUUUUAGAUCAGGGUCAGAAUGCCCGUUUCGGCUCUGCACUGGCCCCUGUGCCUGAUCUUAAUGGGGAUUCAUUUAAUGAUGUAGUAAUAGGAGCUCCGUUAGAGGAUGACCACAAAGGAGCCAUUUACAUCUACCACAGCCAACGCAACAGAAUACUGAGGAAAUAUAAACAGAGGAUUGGUGCUAUUCAGCUGGCGCCGGGUCUGCAGUACUUUGGUCGUAGUAUCCAUGGAAAGAUGGAUAUGAAUGGAGAUGACCUGGUGGAUCUAGCUGUGGGCUCCCUCGGUGCUGCAGUACUUCUGUGGUCUCGAAGUGUUGUCCGAAUCCAUGCUAUUGUUCGAUUUGAGCCCAGCAAGAUCAACAUAUUCAAUAAAGACUGCCGGAGAGGAGGGAAAGAUGUGACCUGCAUGUCAGCUAUUGUAUGUCUGAAUAUCACAGCUCGGACUCCUAUCAGAGCCUCACAGGAAAUAGCUAUUAGCUACAAUGCUUUCUUUGAGGAGAAGCGCUUCAACCCUCGAGCUGUGUUUGAUGACCCAGAUCACCACCAGCCACAGAAUCUCACACUGCUUCCUGGAGAGGAGAAGUGUGACCACAUCUACUUCCACGUCAUGGAGACUACAGACUAUGCCAGGCCCAUUAUAUUCACUGUAGAAACGGAGCUAUUGGAACUGGAUCAAGGCCCAGUUCUGGAUGAUAGCUGGCCGACUACAGUGAAAACACAGCUUCCCUUUUGGAACGGGUGUGACGAAGAUGACCACUGUGUUCCAGACUUGGUGUUACAAUCUCAGACUGAUCUAAUGGAUCGCAAGCAGUUCUGUGCCCAGGCGUUUCGAGCAGGCAGUCUAUUAUGUCGGAGUCAGACGCCAGCAGAACCUUCUGAACGCAUUAUAGAGGGAUCCAGGAAGAGGAUGGUUGUAGAUGUACGUCUGGAAAACAGAGGGGAGAAUGCAUAUGGAGCUCAGCUUAACAUCACUAACACUCCAAACCUACGCUUCUCCAGCCUGAUAGUGAAGGAUAACUCUGAAAUACAUAUAGACUGCCGCAGUGAGAACAGGCGAAAAUAUGAGAAAUCUUGCAAUAUUAGUGCACCCUUUAUGAGAGCAAAGUCACAGGUAACAUUUCGUUUGGAAUUUGAAUUCAGUAACUCUGUGCUGCUGGAUCACGUAAAGAUCAUGUUGGAGGUUACCAGUGAGGGUGAGGAAGUUGUCCUACACGAUAACAUUAAUGACAUUUCCUACACUCUGAAAUAUGAAGCUGAUCUGCUCUUCACAAGGGAUUUUUACCCAACCCGAUAUGAGCUUAAACCUGACCUCUCUCUAGAGGAACCUAGUGAUUUCAACCCUCCAUUCAACUUUACCUUUCAGAUCCAGAACCUUGGUUAUUUUCCAAUCCAAGAUUUGCAACUGUACAUUGCAAUCCCCGAGGUCACGAAAAAUGGCAAUCAACUCCUGCAGAUCAGAGAUUUCCAUAUUGACCAGGUAGGUGGAAGUCAUUGUAUCCCUCCUCAGCAUGUGGCACACAGUCGGGCGUCUCCGGAGGACCUCUCACGAACAUCACGACUGAACUACUCCAACACCCUGACGGUGCCAGUGCAGUGUACCGUCAACCUGCCUUCCUACAGAGACGUCAGCGUGAGAAUCGGUGGAUCCCUCCGAACUGAUUCACUGCAUGCGCAAGCAUCUGUCAGAAAAACUGAAACCUGUUUUUCUUGUCACGGGCAGCUGAAGUUCAAAACCCUUGAGCUUGUGACGACAGCCUCAGUGGAACUGAACCCAUCCAGCCCUAUGUUUCUGCCUGAAGAGAGGCCGGUCAGACAUAUAAUCCUAGAGAUCAGGAAAGAGGAAGAUUACCGUGUUUCCAUCUGGAUUAUCAUAGGCAGCACACUUGGAGGCCUGUUACUCCUCUCACUUCUCAUUUUGGCACUUUGGAAGUUGGGGUUUUUCCAAAGGCAGAUGCAAAGGCAUGAGGAAACUGAGAAUGAGGCUAAUGGCAAGAUGAUGGAAGAGCGAUAACGCAGGCUGCUCAUGAGGGUUCAGACAGGCCUACAUCUCAGGGACCAACCAACAGCAACAUUAGACGUCUCUGAAACAGAGAGAAAAGGAGAAAGAGAGAAAAACAGGAAUUGAGGCAAUGAAGAAAGGAGAG